AUGCGCUGCCGCGGACUAGCCCUGGGCCUGGGGGUCUGCCUGCUGGUGGGCGUGGCCCUCGCCUCUCUGUGGGUGUAUGUCGAGAAGUGGCUGCCGGUCUCCUAUGUCCCCUAUUAUCUCCCCUGCCCAGAGAUCUUCAACAUGAAGCUGCAGUACAGGGCAGAGAAGCCAGUCCAGCCCGUGGCACCGUCACAGUACCCUCAGCCCAAGCUGCUGGAGCAAAAGCCCACAGAGCUCCUGUCGCUCACACCAUGGUUGGCGCCCAUCGUCUCCGAGGGAACCUUCAACCCUGAGCUUCUGCAUCACAUCUACCAGCCGCUGAACCUGACCAUCGGGCUCACGGUGUUUGCCGUGGGAAAGUACACACAGUUCGUCCAGCACUUCUUGGCGUCGGCCGAGCGGUUCUUCAUGCCGGGGUUCCGGGUGCACUACUAUAUCUUCACGAACGACCCCGCGGCCAUUCCUCAGGUCCCGCUGGGCCCCGGCCGCCGCCUCAGCACCAUCCCCAUCCAGAGGCACUCCCGCUGGGAGGAGAUCUCCACGCGCCGGAUGGAGACCGUCAGCAAGCACAUUGCCGAGAGGGCACACCGGGAGGUCGACUACCUCUUCUGCCUCGACGUGGACAUGGUGUUCCGGAACCCGUGGGGCCCCGAGACCUUGGGGGACCUGGUGGCUGCCAUCCACCCGGGCUACUUCGCCGUCCCCCGCCAGCAGUUCCCCUACGAGCGUCGGCCUGUUUCCGCUGCCUUUGUGGCAGACGGCGAGGGGGACUUCUAUUAUGGUGGGGCGGUCUUUGGGGGGCGGGUGGCCAGGGUGUACGAGUUUACCAGGGGCUGCCACAUGGGCAUCCUGGCGGACAAGGCCAACGGCAUCAUGGCGGCCUGGCAGGAGGAGAGCCACCUGAACCGCCACUUCAUCUCACACAAGCCCUCCAAAGUGCUGUCCCCCGAGUACCUCUGGGAUGACAGGAAGCCCCAGCACCCCCGCCUGAAGCUGAUCCGCUUUUCUACCCUGGACAAGGACACUGACUGGCUGAGGAGCUGAUGGCAGAGCCGGGGUUCCCAUGGAUGGGGGGACCCCAGGGAUGGCCCAGCUCACCAGAGCCUCUUUGGACCAGAGCCUCCCUUCUCAAGCCUUAAGUGAGACCAGCCCUGUGCUGUCUACCUCUCCAUUUGCCAGCAGAAUGCAACAAGAAAACGGGCGUGUAAAGGCCUUUGUAAACUGCAAAGGGCGGUGCCCACAUGAGGAGAACGCCAAGAUCACACCGCCUGUGGCCCAGUCAGACUGGAGGAGGGGAGACCGGAGGUGGAAGAAGACAGAGCCGGCAGGCCUCACCCCGCGUACGUGCCUUCUGGGCAGGCUCUUUAGUCUCAGCCCCUCCCAGUGCCUCACAUCCCGCCUCUGCCCCCCUUCCAUUGCCUGUUGCCCUUAAAGUUGCACUUCUAACACGCGUGUGAAGGGCAUCUUGGACCCCUUUUCUCUGGCGGCAGGGGUCCCAGGUGUUGUGAUGUCCCCCCAGCCACACAGAGCCAAUUCCUCACUCAGGACCCCGAGUGAGCCUUUGAAAUCGACCAGGUCUAAGCUCUCUCUGGUUUCAAGUCCCGCCUCCCUCGAGGGGGCGACCACACUCGCUGGCACCAGCCACCUCCUCUGUAAGAGGGUGUGGGCAAGAUUUUAAUGAAGGUGGCGUGUGCUUGGCCCUAACUGGGGUUUCUUCACCUGGCCAUCCGAGUAUCUCAGCCGCCAGCCCCCAGGGAUGCAGGC
Molecule: messenger RNA, 1764 nt
Organism: Hippopotamus amphibius kiboko
Lineage: Eukaryota; Metazoa; Chordata; Mammalia; Artiodactyla; Hippopotamidae
Gene: GBGT1
Product: globoside alpha-1,3-N-acetylgalactosaminyltransferase 1 (FORS blood group)
Exons: 6
Coding region: 1-1044 (347 amino acids)
Biological process (GO): carbohydrate metabolic process
Cellular component (GO): membrane; Golgi apparatus; vesicle
Molecular function (GO): globoside alpha-N-acetylgalactosaminyltransferase activity
Source: RefSeq, a predicted model, not a curated record